Molecule: messenger RNA, 561 nt
Organism: Protopolystoma xenopodis
Lineage: Eukaryota; Metazoa; Platyhelminthes; Monogenea; Polystomatidea; Polystomatidae
Source: the annotation of a GenBank genome assembly
AUGGCCUCUGCUGAAUCUCCAGUAGCAGUAGCCGUUAUUCCCGGAGUCAAUCGACCCAAGACUCAAUCCGUAAGCCGUAGGAUGACCAGAUCAACUACCGCUGUUACUGCUGCUUCGCUUGAGGUAGCUCGCAACGGGAUAAAAGUCGGUGGCGGUGUAUUUCUAUCUACAUCACAAUCUCGCUCUGUUGAUGGCUCUUUAAUUUCUUCGGAUAUGAAGUCAUACAAGGAAACGGAACCAUCAACGUUCGAUGAUGGUUUCAUGGAUAGUCCAAAUUUGGGAAGCGGCGUUCCUAGUCCUGGGUGUGGCGAACUGAGGAAUGGGAAACGACGGGUGCAAAUUAGCAGACUCGAUGAAGAUAGGGAAAAUGGGUGUGAAGAAUAUACCAUUAGAGCAAUGCCUUUUGGUGAUGAGACAGAAAAUAAAUUCAGCCAUGAAGCUGGCGAAAAUGAAUUUGACGACGAUGAGGAGGAUGAAGAAGACGAAGAAGAAGAUGAGGAUUUCGAUGAUAUUUUUGGCGAGAGUUAUGAUGACUUGAGCAUAGAUGACGGAGCCGUCUAG